This is a messenger RNA of Cyclopterus lumpus (lumpfish), 5863 nucleotides long. It is a transcript of the gene arhgef11, whose product is annotated as Rho guanine nucleotide exchange factor (GEF) 11. Gene Ontology annotation, cellular component: cytoplasm. The record is from RefSeq and is a predicted model, not a curated record. NCBI's taxonomy places the organism in Eukaryota, Metazoa, Chordata, Actinopteri, Perciformes, Cyclopteridae. Gene Ontology annotation, molecular function: guanyl-nucleotide exchange factor activity; G protein-coupled receptor binding. Gene Ontology annotation, biological process: intracellular signal transduction; G protein-coupled receptor signaling pathway.
GUUGGGUCCUGUUUGUGCCUACGAUCUUUGAGAACAUGGUGGUGUAUCAGCAGCCAGUCAAGACAGCAGGAUAACAACACAGCGGAGAUCACUAUUUACAAGAACUGGGAUUUUUUUUAGGUUUUUCAAAGGCAAUCAAUACAUGCAACCACAACUUCCGGGUCUCCUGGCACACCGCGAGAGAGAAGCCAAUCCGGAUUUUACCACUGCGGCUUGUUUUCGGGGGUGAAAGAAAAGACCCGAGGUGGAACCUCCACUGGAAUCGUAUCGCCUGCUAGCUCGCUGGCUAACGUGCACCUUUAGUGUUUGGAUUUGCACGAAAACGGGACUAUCUCGAGCUGGGAUCCGCAUGCACCACCUCGGCCACUUUGACAUCCCGUCCACUCGCAUGCAGUUAACGCCAUGUUGGCGUUUCGUCUCGCGGACAUAGCCGGUUUAGCUAGCUACCUCCGAGGUCCGACUCCGCGUCGCAUCUGAGAGCCGAACCCACGGCGCUUUCGGUCGGCCUGAGGACCAACGCGAUGCCGCGGCUUGCGAUCGGCCCGUCGAUAGAAGCUAACGCUAGCCGGGUAUAGGAGGCCGCUUCAGAGGCUCGUUUCUCACCCCAUUCAGUCCGCUAACUGGAUAACUCGCAGCCGAGAAGCACCUUUUUUUUUUUAAACUUUCAUUCGGCCCGGUGCUUUCAUUUUUAUUUUAUUUAAUUUUUAUUUUUUUACAAUCCCAACGGCGGAACUAGUUAACGCCGGCUAACUAAUCUGUUAAUUAGCCGGCUAACGUGAGUUCGUUAGCGAGUGACGCAAAGCCAACGGCUGCACACUUAACUACAGUUAACGGUUGCUUUACGUACGUUAUUUUACGUAUCAAGUACUUCGCAUUAGCGACACACGCACGCGCACGCACACACACACACACACAGUCGCUAUCCAGCCCACUUCGAGGGCUCGUGUUAAUAAACUAGGUGUGUUAAACACAGGCGCGUGCUUAACGUUAAAGACACGCGCAUGUGAACAAGUCCUGGCUGCGCGGAAGCUUAUUUCUUUUGUUUUGGUUUUUUUUAUUUAAAUAGAUCCAUAAUCGAUCACGCUGCUACCUGGACGUGUCUGCCUACAGUUAGCUUCACACUGGGGCUAACAUCAGCCAUUCAUUCAUGAUUCAUCACCUUUGAGUCAACCUACAGUCCUUUUUUUUUUUUAUUGUAUAUUUUUUAAAUUUUUUUAGAGCUUCUCAGUGUUGUUUUUAUUUUUUAUUAAAAUACUGCUGACACCUGAGUGGAAGCAGGGGGUUUGGGACGCGAACAUGAGGAGCAGGUAGCUCCAGAGAGCCUCCAUUGUGUUCACCUGAAGAGGAAAGAGAUGAGGACGAGGACGAUGAAGAUGAUGAUGGGGAUGAUGAUGAUGAUGAUGAUGAUGAUGAUGAUGAGAGAGGCCCAGUGACGGUGUUGAUCCCCGCAGCAGGAAGCAGAGGAGCGUCUCGAGGCUGCAGACAUGAGUCUGCGUCAACCCACCUCCACCCUGGACAGGCUCAGCAGUCUGACCAUCGGGGACUCGGAGCGCAAAUCCUCCGCCGCCCAGCAGAGGGAGCUGAUGGCGGACGUCUCUGCUGAGACUACCGGUCUCGUCCAGAGAUGUGUGGUCGUGCAGAAGGACCAGCUCGGCUUCGGCUUCACGGUGUGUGGAGAGAGAGUCAAGCUAGUGCAGAACGUCCGGCCGGGCGGAGCAGCAGUCAAAGCCGGAGUCCACGAAGGGGACCGGAUCAUCAAGGUGAACGGCUCGCUGGUGUCCUCCAUGUCCCAUCAGGAGGUUGUAAAGCUCAUCAAAUCGGGUCCGUACGCCGCUCUGACACUACAAGGUCCGCCCCCUUCCGCCGCCUCCUUGCCCUUAGAGCCCCUCCCCACUGACCUCGCGCCCAUUCAAAGAACGUCUCUGGGUGGGGAGGCUCCGCCCCCUCCACCACCACCUCUGCCCUCUGGACUGAGCAGCACCCCCUCCCAAAGAAUCACUGGACCCAAACCACUACAGGACCCAGAAGUACAGAAACAUGCCACUCAGAUACUCAGGAAGAUGCUGGAGCAGGAAGAGGCUGAACUGCAGGAGUUGAUGGAGGCGCAGCUGAGGAACCCGUCGCCGUCGCUGGGCGAGCGGAUUGAAAGCGCCCAGAGGAGAGCUCGCCAGGUCCGGGUCAAGAUCCAGCAAGAUCUGGAGGGAACGCGCUCUGAACUGUCCGUCGGCUACGUCCAAGCAGGAGAAGGUCGGCUGUCCAUGGACUCCAGCGAAGGAGACGUGGAGGCCCUUGAGAGCCCCCACUCCUCCCCCUCAUUCUCCUUCAGGACCCCACAACACCGACGGCAGAACGCCGACACACACGCCCUGUCUGACUCGGGCGGAAAGGCCCAGAUCAUUGGCCCCGAGGAAGAGGAUGAAGAAGAUGACGGCUAUGCGUUUAAUGAGAUGGACGGUCCGUUCCAGGACAUCGAGCUGCUGAAGUCGCGCCCGGCGCACAUGGCGGUGUUCAUGAGAUACGUGUUCACGCAGCUGCUGGACCCCAACCCUCUGCUGUUUUACCUGUCGGUGGAGGCCUACCUGGGCUCCAGCCCUAAAGACGCCCGCGCACUCGCGCCCCAGAUCUGCUCCCAUUUCCUGGACCCAGACGCGCCUCUAAAAAUCAAAGUACGAGAGGAGUAUCUCUCAGAUAUAGAGAGUCGCCUUCAUGCCCAGGAGGACAUCAGAGGACCUCUGUCUGAGCUGCAGCAGCAGGUGCUGCCGGACAUCUCCGACCAGAUCCAGGACUACAGGAACAAGCAGAUGAUGGGGCUCGGCUCUCUGUUCGGAGAGGGAGACCUGCUGCAGCUGGACGGAGACCCGGUGAAGGAGAGACAGGUGGUGGACAGACAGGUCACCGCCCUCUGGGAAAUACUAUCAAAGCACGAAGAGGACCGGAGUUCUCCUCUGGCGUCGGCCGUGCACCUGUACCUGCGUCAUUCGGGCAUCAAGCUAAGAGACUCCAAGGUGUUCCCCGGUCUGAGCAGCGAGAAGGAGAAGUGGCUCGCCUUCCUGAAGACCAAGAAGCUGAGCGGCACCAAGAGAGACAAAGAUGGGGAGGACAAAAGGAGAAAUCCCAUCCUGAAGUACAUCGGCAAACCCCGGACCUCGUCCCAGUCCACGUUCCAUGUCCCCUUGUCACCCACCGAAGCGCCCGUGUCUGCAGUCCGGCCCGGCAGCGUGAGGAACAUCAUCCAGCAGUUUGAGAACCACACGGAGACGCCAGAGGACGGAGACGCCGCCGCCCCUCAGCGGCUCUCCUCCAGCAGCCUGGGGGAGGACGGCAUGGACAGCCCGGCGGUCUCGGUGCGUCUGGCACGCAGCGAGUCUCUGAAGGCUCAGGGAGAAGGCCGGCGGCGAGGCGUCGUCUCGGGGGCGGAGUCUGUCCCUCGCUCCCGCAGCGACGUGGACAUGGAGGACUGCGGGGAGGAGGGGGGGGAGGGGCCGGGCCUCCGGCUGCUGCAGCACAGCGCGUCGUCGUCCGCCUCCGGCAGCUCGGCGCGGUCUCUAGAGAACCCUACACCCCCAUACACCCCUCGGUCUAGACGCAGGAGCGUGGACUCGCCGCUGGCCCUGCUGCCGGACGCCGCGGCGCUGGAGGAGGAGGCGUCCGACGGUCAGAACUGGCAGGACACGGUUCCCCCUCAGCUUCUCGCCACGCUCAGUCCGAGGGAGGUGGACCGGCAGGCCGUCAUCUACGAGCUGUUCACCACCGAGGCGUCCCACCUGCGCACCUUGAAGGUCCUGGACCAGGUCUUUUUCCAGAAGAUGAGGUCUGUGCUGAACUCUGAUGAGCUGGCCUGCAUCUUCCCCAACUUGCCCCAGGUCUAUGAGCUCCACGCGAGCCUGUGCGAGGCGAUGAAGAAGCGACGGGAAGCUGCCAUCGUUCAGGACAUCGGGGACGUCAUGCUGGCCAGAUUUGAAGACGCAGCCGGAGACGAGUUUCAGGAACAAGCGUCGCAGCUGUGCAGCCAGCAGUCUCAGGCUCUGGAGCUCAUCAAGAACAAGCAGCGCAAAGACCCACGCUUCGCUCACAUCAUCCAGGAGUGCGAGGCGAGUCCUCACUGUCGGAGGCUGCAGCUCAAAGACCUGCUGGUGUCGGAGAUGCAGCGGCUCACCAAGUACCCGCUGCUGCUGGACAACAUCAUGAAGCACACGGAGGCCGGCUCGUCGGACCUCCCGUCGCUUCAGCGCGCCCAGGCUUGUUGCCGAGGGAUACUGCAGGCUGUAAACGAGGUCGUCAGGGAAACGGAACACCGGCAACGCCUCGGCCAAUACCAACGCAGGCUGGACGCCGCCCCUCUGUUCAAGAGUCUGGACCUCAGCACCAAGAGGAUGAUCCACGAAGGUCCUCUCACGUGGAAAGUCAGCAAAGACAAGCAGAUGGAGAUUCAAGCGCUGCUGCUGUCGGACUGCCUGGUCCUCCUCCAGAGGGGCCCGGACGACCGGCUGCAGCUCAGGUAUCCGUCCCGCUGGCUGGGCGGAGGCGGCGGAGGCAGCGGGGACAGCAAGACCUCCUUCAGCCCUCUGGUGAAGCUGGACUCUCUGCUGGUCCGCUCGGUAGCUACAGACAACAAAGCCCUCUACGUCAUCAGCACCACGGAGAGGCAGAUCUACGAGCUGGUGGCUGGGACGUCGUCGGAGAAGAACACCUGGAAGGAUCUACUGGAAAGGACCAUCUCGUCGGCCGGCGGUUCGUCGCCCCUCAUCAGCCACGGGUCCAUACCGAUAUCCUCCCCGAGUCUACGCAGCGCGUCCCCCGUGUCGACUGGCAGCAACGUCUACGCAGAUAACUCCCUAACGGAGCAGUCGGAUUCCACGGAGACUCAUUCCUCCAGCGACGACAUGGCGCUCUCGACGGAUGCGGCCACGGACCAAUCGGAAGCCUUCGCCCAAGGAAAAGCAGCCGGUGUGGCAGACGCCGCUUUGCAAGACGUCGAAACGCUGAGGCAGCUCAUACUGCGAGACCUGGAAGAGGACGGCUGGAGCCACGACUCGGAUGACACGCCCACCAACCAGGCGGCCGAAAGACGGCGGCCGGAGUCUCCGGAGGCCGUCCUCAACUUCAGCGCCGACGAAUGGGAGGCGGAGCCCGACGUAGAGGAUCCGCCCCCCGACGCAGAGCCGUCCAGCAGCGUUCAGAUCGUACGGAAAGCUGUGGUUGCGGGUCCUCCUCCUCCUCCUCCUCCUCCUUCUUCUUCUUCCGUUCCUGAUGACAUCACCGCUGAUGUCACCCUCCCCUCCGACCAAUCGUCCGAGCCGAGAGGCGAUGCCACCGCGCAGGGGAACACGUUCUACCUGGUCAUGCCGACGGAGCCGGGAGAGAGCGUCACCGACGACCUCGGCGACCCCGCCGCCGCCGGCCGCCUCCCUCAGCCUCCGGAGGAAGCGGCGUCGACGCAGCCGGAGGAGGAGGAGGCGCCGGAAGCCGACCAAUCGGAACGGGGAGAGGAGGCGGGCCAAUCGCAGGCCGGGCGCCAGAGUCACGUGAUCAAAAACGUGGAUGAGAUUUUCCACACGAUUGAGGGGUUGAUGAGCAAGUUGCGCCACCUGAAGGAAAUCGAGACAUCCCAUCAACAGCUGUUAAAGACCCUCAGGGAGCCCUUUGUCGGCCCGGAGUCGGAGGACCAACGCUGUUGCUCGGCAACCGUCUCCAGAACGCCAAGUCUGGACCGUGGCUCGGGAGACGGCAAAGAGGGAAGUCCAGCCGAGCCCAAGAUUCAGUCGACAGGUUUCUGAUGUCGCCGCAGAGAGGACGCACUCGCAUGUACCCACUGUCGGACUUGGGGCGGGGGGGGGGGGGGCCCCCCCCCCCCCCCCCCCCC